CAUUAUCAAAAUGGCGACUCACAGCGAAGCACACGAGUUCACCGGAGAAUUCGAGUUUUGUCCUUCCUGUGGAUCUAUCUUACCUCUCCCUGGACACGAACAGUUUGUGUCUUGUCAGACGUGCAGUUAUAAAGUUGACGUAAGAGAUUUUGAUGGUAUCGAAGUACAUUCUAGUAUUGUAUUUAACAAAAGACAGAUAAGGUCCUCAGAAAAAUCAGCAACCAGCAAUUUACUGGAUGGACCCAGGGUUGAGAGAAAGUGCAGUCAGUGUGGCAAUGACAGUAUGAUAUAUCACACAAAACAAACCAGAUCCGCUGAUGAGGGACAAACUGUGUUUUAUUUAUGUCCAAAAUGCAAAUUUCAAGAAUCAGAAUUCUCAUGACCGGACACCCCAACCCUUCCAGUUUUAAUUUAUUUGUCAUAACUUGUUUUUUCUGAAAUGUUGUUGAAAUUCUCAAUAAAGGAAAGAAAAUCCUCAAGAGGGGCCUAGGUUAAUUUGUUUAUGUUCAGAAUCUGCAUCUCGCUUCCAGAAGGUUGGUUUUUAUGUAUCAGUCAGACAUUUCU
Molecule: messenger RNA, 564 nt
Organism: Saccoglossus kowalevskii
Lineage: Eukaryota; Metazoa; Hemichordata; Enteropneusta; Harrimaniidae
Product: DNA-directed RNA polymerase I subunit RPA12-like
Biological process (GO): DNA-templated transcription; termination of RNA polymerase I transcription
Cellular component (GO): RNA polymerase I complex
Molecular function (GO): nucleic acid binding; zinc ion binding
Source: RefSeq, a predicted model, not a curated record